AUGGCCAUGAAGCGAAAGGCUGCAGAAGGCGCACAAGCUGCGGCGCAAAAGAAGCUGCGGGCAGAUGUGGACGAGGAAGAGCAAGUACAACUGGGCUGGCAAUCAGACGAUUCGGGCGACGAGUGGAAGUUCGAUUACACCGAGAAGGGUACCUUAAGGGCAGACAGCGAGGCACGCCGCCAAUGGAACUACGUCUGCACAUUCGAGGGCUGCGACAAGCGCUUCAAUCGGCCAGUCCGUCUAGAGCAGCACAUGCGAAGCCAUAACAAGGAGCGGCCAUUUGCCUGCUCAGCUCCCGGAUGCGACAAGACUUUCCCGCGCAAAGACCAUCUCCAGCGACACAUCAAGAACGCCCACAGCGACCCCGUCGUCGAACGGACCUACACAUGCAGUUGGCCGGGUUGCGGGAAGAGCUUUACGUCCAACGGCAGGCUACAGAGGCAUCAAGACGUGCACGAGUCAAAGUUCUACUGCACCCAGUACCCGCCUUGCUACCAGGCAUUUAGGAAAGAGAAGGCCUUGGACGCACACAUCAAGAUGGCGCAUCUGGAGGUGAAGCCCUACCCAUGCACCUGGGUGGAUCCAGAGACAGGCGACAGAUGUACACAUGGCUAUCAGACCGAGAGUGCGCUGCAGCGUCACGUAUGCAAGGCGCACGAAGAAGGCAACGCACUGUUCUGCAUGAUCUGCGCAGACCCAGGACACGGAGCGGAGACGCUACAGGGUGGACCAGAUGACAUGUUCGAGCCUCCGCAGCUACUGUCAUUCGCAACACAGGAAGAGCUCACUGCACACGUCCAGCAAUAUCACCCACCCGAGUGCAGCGAAUGUGGUCAGCGCUUCAAGAACGACUCAAACCUCAAGUCCCACUUCGACGCAGUCCACGGCGACCCCUCUGCACAGCCGCAUUACCCAUGCCCCAAGCCCGAUUGCACCAGCAGCUUCAACCGCAAGUACAACCUCGCCAUCCACAUCCAAACCGUGCACGACAAGGAAGCCCGAUACAAGUGUACCCCCGACGCCCUACAAAACUCCAAACACGACGACCUCAAGAACUGGGACGGAGCAAACGCAUGCGGCACCGCCUUCAAAGCCAAAUCCUCGCUCGACCAACACGUCCGCACACACCAUCUCGGCCUCGGAACCCGCAAACAACUCCGCAAAGCCGCAAAGUCCAAGAAGAAACCCGAGCCGUCGAUGCUCAGCAUGCUCACUGGUGUGGGAUACGACAAGCACAGAGAUGUCCAGUGCUUGGUCGACACGUGCCAGUAUCGUUUCUACAUGGACCGCGACCUGCGCCGUCAUCUCCGCGCUACACACAACAUGGCCGACGACGACAUUGAAGAGAUGAUUCGUGAGCGCGACGCUUUGACUGGUGGUCAGUUCUGGAUCGGUGGUCUUGAAGAAGAUCCGGCGAGCAUGUUUGACUCCGUGGAACCGAGUAUGCCGCAGACGCCCACGCCGUAUUUCGUCGAAGGCGCGAUGCCGCUUCCAAAUGACGUGGAUGUGCAAAAGCAGCCCCGGCCACAGAUGGGUUUCUUCGAUGCGCAGUUCGAUAGUCUGAGUUUGAUGAAUGAAGAUGCGGAGAUGGACAUGGCCAUGGGCUUGGGUGGCGUGGCGCCUGCGACGGAUGUACAGGAGGGACUGCAGUGGGGGAUGCUGGCGCCUGUGGAGCAGUUCAAUAUGGCUGAGCAGCGUUGA
Messenger RNA from Parastagonospora nodorum SN15, 1701 nucleotides. RefSeq lists its product as hypothetical. Gene Ontology annotation, biological process: regulation of transcription by RNA polymerase II. The record is from RefSeq and is a predicted model, not a curated record. The transcript is spliced from 2 exons. Gene Ontology annotation, cellular component: nucleus. NCBI's taxonomy places the organism in Eukaryota, Fungi, Ascomycota, Dothideomycetes, Pleosporales, Phaeosphaeriaceae. Bases 1 to 1701 code for a protein of 566 amino acids.